Messenger RNA from Dendrobium catenatum, 1292 nucleotides. Its product is annotated as arogenate dehydratase 3, chloroplastic. The record is from RefSeq and is a predicted model, not a curated record. NCBI's taxonomy places the organism in Eukaryota, Viridiplantae, Streptophyta, Magnoliopsida, Asparagales, Orchidaceae. Gene Ontology annotation, cellular component: chloroplast; cytoplasm. Gene Ontology annotation, molecular function: chorismate mutase activity; arogenate dehydratase activity; prephenate dehydratase activity. The transcript has a single exon. Gene Ontology annotation, biological process: L-phenylalanine biosynthetic process. Bases 174 to 1229 code for a protein of 351 amino acids.
GUGACCACGAUUGAAAUUAUUGCAUCGGAAGCAUCUUUUUUUAUUCCUGUAAAAUAAAUACAAUGAGCGUUCGAAGCUAGUUUUCUCGAAGAAGCAGAAAACCCCUCUUCCUUUUACCAAAUCACUAGCCCUCCCCUUCUCUCAUUCCUCCAUCAAUCACCAAUCCUCCAUCCAUGGCCGCCGUCGCUCAUCUAAAUCCACCAAACUCUCCAUCUCUUUCCGAACGUCGCCGAAAUCACAACUUCCGGCUUCUCUCCGUCGUCUCGGCCUCCGCUAAAAACAAACUUCGCGUCAACGGCAUCAAUGGAUUUCCCUCUGAUGAUCCUUGCCUCUCCCUUCGAGUCGCUUUCCAGGGCUCCCAUGGCGCCUACAGCGAGUUCGCCGCAAAGACCGCGAUCCCUAACUGCGCAACCCUCCCCUGCCGCUCCUUCUCCGAUGCGAUCGCGGCCGUGGAAAACGGCCGAGCCGAUCGUGCCGUCCUCCCAGUCGAGAGCACCAUGGAAGGCACCGCCCUCCGAAACUACGACCUCCUCCUCCGACGCGACCUUCGGAUCACACAGGAGAUCAGCCUCUUCGUCCACUAUUGCCUCCUCGCGAUGCCCGGCGUCCGUACCACCGAGCUCCGCCGCGUGAUUAGCCAUCCGAUGGCGCUGGCGCACUGCGGCCGCGCAAUUUCCCAACUCGGCCUUCGUCGCGAGCCUGUCGAGGAUACCGCCGGCGCCGUUCAGAUGCUCCGAUCUCACCGCCUUUUAGACACCGCCGCCAUCGCUAGCCCUCGCGCCGGGCUCCUUUACGGCCUCGAUGUCCUCGCCGAUGGCCUCCAGGACGCGUCAUGGAACGUCACGCGCUUCCUUCUGCUGUCGAAGCCAGUAACUGCGGCUACGACUGUCUCAGGCAAGGCGAAGACCAGUAUGGUGGUGGCGCAUCGCGGGGGUUCGAUGAUGGUGCUCCUCAAGGUACUUUCUGCUUUUUCUUCUCGGAACAUCAAUCUGACGAAGCUGGAGGUGAAUAACCCUUCAAUUGAGGGGCAAGGGCCGGUGAUGGUGCUCGAUGUGAAGGCUAUGGGUUCUCUCCGUGCUUUUUCUCAUCUAAUUUAUGUGGAUUUUGAGGGUUCGACGGAGGAUUUUAGGGUUCAGGAGGCCCUUGAGGAGAUAGCAGGGUUCUCCGUCUUCGUUCGAAUUCUGGGCUGCUAUGCGGCUGAUUCUAAUGUAUAUGAUCUCCAUUAUUAGCUACUUGUUAGUAAUUUCUCUAAAAGGUUUGAUAUAUAGAUAUCUUCCAUAGCUUGAUUGCAA